Molecule: messenger RNA, 3717 nt
Organism: Monodelphis domestica (gray short-tailed opossum)
Lineage: Eukaryota; Metazoa; Chordata; Mammalia; Didelphimorphia; Didelphidae
Source: RefSeq, a predicted model, not a curated record
AUGCUUUCUGAGUAACCCAAUGACUUGGAAGAGGCUGCUCUCCUUUGCCUUGCAAUGAUGGGCUGGGCUCCUAGGAAUUGCUUAUUACUCAGCAGACAGCUUUGGUGUGGUGGCUCUUUGGGAAGCUCAUCAUUUAUCUUGAAAAGGAGGGUGAUGUUCCUGGUUCUGAGACUGACAAGGAGGCCAAAAAGAAAAGGGAGGAAAAGCCCUCUAGUAGAAAUCUAGGUGGGAAUCCUGUGUAAAGAAAUAAGAGGAAGAAACUGAGAGGCUAAAAAACAACCAUGGCAUCAGAUGCUAGUCACAUGCUUGAGGCUGCCCUUGAGCAGAUGGAUGGGAUUAUUGCAGGUGGGAUCAGAGCUGAAGGAAGUCCAGACAGAGUGCGGUCAGAGGCGAAGAGGGAGAUCUCUCCCAGGAUGGGCAACAGCCAGCACAAAGCGCCAAGGAGGAGGAAUGUGCCAGGAACCAAAUCGGCUGCUGAACACAGCAAUGGUGCCUAUGAUGUUGGGCUGUCCUCCCAAUCCCCGUACAUGAACAUGCACCCAGUACUUCAUCUCAUUGAGGAUCUGAGGCUGUCACUAGAGAUGCUGGGGGAUCCAGUAGAAAAAGAAACCCUCCGGACUCAGAUCCCAGAGUCCACUGCAGCCUACGUAAAGGAGUGGCUUGAGGGAAAUCUGUCCCAGGUAAGCCACCCGGCUGCAGUCACGAAUGAAACCUAUCAGGAGCGCUUGGCCCGAUUAGAAGGCGACAAGGAAUCUCUCAUGUUACAGGUGAGUGUCCUGACUGACCAGGUGGAGGUCCAGGGUGAGAAGAUCCGGGACUUGGAAGUCUGCCUGGAAGAACACCAGGUGAAACUCAAUGCAGCUGAAGAGAUGCUCCAACAGGAGCUGCUGAGUCGCACAUCGCUCGAGGCCCAGAAGCUAGAACUGAUGGCAGAGGUGUCAGAGCUGAAGCUCCGGCAGGUCAACAUGGAGAGAGAGCAGAAGGAGCAGGAGGAGAAGAAGAGGAAAGUAGAGUUAGUAGUGAAUCUGAUCAAUGACCUACAGGAGCAGAUGUGUAGACUACAGCUGGAAAUCAGUAGCCAAAUUCAAGAGAGAAUGUUGCAGGACAGGGACCACAUGGAUGAAUAUAGCCCUCAGCAGAGCCCCCAGGCCAGCAGCCCCGAUCGCUUGCCUGAAUUGCUACAGGAACUCAAGCAUCUCAAAAUUAAGGUGGAAGAGCUGGAGAGUGAGCGAAAUCAGUAUGAAUGGAAGCUAAAGGCAACAAAGGCGGAGAUUGCCCAGCUGCAAGAGCAGUUGGCAUUGAAGGAUGCAGAAAUUGAGCGCCUCCACAGUCAGCUCUCCAGGACGGUGGCCUGUUCCGAAAGCACGGAAAGAGAGAGAGUUUGUAAGAGAAGGCUAAAGGAAAAAUAUCAAGAAGUUCAACGUCUAAAAAUAGGAAUGGAGACCUUGCUUGUUGCAAAUGAAGAAAAGGACCGCAGGAUAGAGGAGCUCACUCUGUUACUGAGCCAGUAUCAAAGAGUAAAGGAGAUCAUGCUGGGAGCCCAUGGGUCUUCAGAGAGAAUCCUUUCCAGUGGUGAAGAAGAGCUAGAAGGAUCUUUUAGGAAGUGGAAUGUGGUGAACAAAUCCCCAGGAGAAACAGUGAAGCUGGAGAUGGUUCCAAGAUGUACCUCCCCUACCUUGGGGGCUCCUCCCCUGCCUCAGAAAACUCUGGAAACAAGUGGAAGCAUCCUGGACCACAGCAAUGGUCAUAUUUCCCACUGUGAAGAGGAUUCUCUGGAAACCCAGAGCAGGACUCAGGAAAAACUGUCCAGUAGUCUAGAAGAUCUGCAAAAUAGUUCUGUGGAAAAGUAUGGAGACGAGAAACCACUCAUGCCUGUUGUAGGAUCCGAGGACACAUUUUUCCUAGGGGAAAACAAAUAUCAAACAUUACCAGGGAAGCUUCCUGGAACUACCCACAAUGGAGAACCUGUAACCUCGAUCCCAUCCACUUCUCAGACCUCAGGGAGCAGCCUGCCAAGCCUGACUCGUGCCCGGAGUGUCAGUGCACCGAUAUUAGGAGAAACUGAGAGCAAUUUGGAUACCACUGUCACGUCAAAUGACCUUUCACCCAUGUCUUCUGGAACUGACUCGGGGCCCCAGUCUCCACUAACUCCAGAAAUGAAACGGAGCCCUAAAGGCAUCAAGAAAUUCUGGGGAAAAAUAAGAAGAACUCAAUCAGGGAAUUUCAACACAGAUGCAAUAGGGAUAGCAGAAUUCCGUCGAGGUGGACUCCGAGCAACUGCAGGACCAAGGCUGUCCAGAACCAGAGACCCUAAAGCUCAAAAGAGUGAUUCCAAUGCUCCUUUUGCCCAGUGGAACACUGAGCAAGUGUGUUCAUGGCUGGAGGAUUUUGGUCUGGGUCAGUACGUGAUCUUUGCCAGGCAGUGGGUGAGCUCUGGCCACACACUAUUGACUGCAACCCCUCAGGACAUGGAAAAGGAGCUUGGAAUUAAGCACCCCCUGCACAGGAAAAAGUUGGUUUUGGCUGUGAAGUCAAUUAACACCAAACAGCAAGAAAAGUCUGCACAACUAGACCACAUCUGGGUAACCCGAUGGCUUGACGAUAUUGGCUUGCCUCAAUACAAAGACCAAUUUCAUGAAUCCAGAGUUGAUGGGCGGAUGCUUCAGUACCUUACUGUGAAUGACCUUCUCUUCUUAAAAGUCACCAGCCAGCUGCAUCAUCUCAGCAUUAAGUGUGCCAUCCAUGUGCUCCAUGUCAACAAAUUCAAUCCUCAUUGUCUGCACAGGAGACCUGCGGAUGAGAGCAAUGUUUCUCCUUCGGAAGUGGUGCAGUGGUCCAACCACCGAGUGAUGGAGUGGCUGAGGUCCGUGGACCUGGCCGAGUACGCCCCCAACCUUCGAGGAAGCGGCGUCCACGGUGGCCUCAUUAUCCUGGAGCCCCGCUUCAGUGGGGACACUCUCGCCAUGCUCCUGAACAUUCCUCCCCAGAAGACGCUCCUCCGACGCCAUCUAACCACCAAUUUCAAUGUCCUCAUCGGGCCCGUGGCCCAGCAAGAAAAGAGAGACAUCAUGGCGUCCACGGCCUAUACGCCAUUGACCACCACCGCCAAAGUCCGGCCAAAGAAACUAGGAUUUUCACAUUUUGGAAAUAUGAGGAAAAAGAAGUUUGAUGAAUCUACAGACUACAUAUGUCCCACGGAGCCCAGCGAAAGCGCAAAUGGCAAUCACAAGGCUUAUGGAGGCCACAGCCACCGAGGCCUCAGUCCCAGCCCUGGAGAGGACCUGGACAAACUGGAUCAGAUGGAGCCCUCGGAAGGGACGGUCCUGCAGAUAGGGGUCAUCUCCCGAGGCAUUCACAACCUCACGACUGGGCUGAACCAAGAUGGGCUCCUGAAAUGAAACUCAACUUCCAUCGCCAACGACCAGAAGACCAGAAUUGGCCAAUCACCAAAGGCAAGAGCGCUGCCGACAAAUGCCUCCGAGGACCGCCAAAAAGAGAUGUGGGGGGCGAGCUGAACAGAGAGUGAUCCUGCUAGAGUGAUGGAAUGAUGUCACCGUUUACUAACAAAGAGUCACUUUGGGAGCAGUGAUACAGAAGGCUUUGUGAUAAAUCAGAUACAAUUAGGUGCCUAAACAGGAGUCAAAAUGUUUCAAUUAAGUUUGCGGCAAUGUUUGCUAUUGACCAAAACCUUAAUAUAUUUGUAUUUUUGCAAUGGAA